GUCAAUUUGACCCCCUUCAGCUACCUCCCUUCCACUCCGAGCCUGAUCGCCUGAUCUACUACGAUCACCUUCCCCGAGCAGUGAUUGAAAUUGCCCAGCGAAUUGCGUGGUUGGGUACCAGAUAUUCUAAGUUUUGCCAAUGGUAUAUGAUAUCAAUCAUGGACUGUCACACAACCGACAUUCGACUGUGGAGGUUUAUGACCAACACUCAAAUCUGCCGAGACGCGUCAUACCCUACUAGUAUACAUACCAGAAUCGAAUUACUUCUCUAUUCUAGUACUUUUUCUGGUGGUCUCAAUGGACAAAUUGAGCGAAGACAAGAAAGGAUGCCAACAGUGGAGCAGGUUAACGUAUCUCGCGUGGGUUAGCUAUAUGGUUAUGAUCGCCCUCUGUGUGCUUGCCAUACCGAAAUGGGGUCGCAACCAAGUAGUGGAGACAGGGCCCGGGUCGUGCGACCCCAAAUCGGCUCGCAGAUCAGCGUCUACCCAAUCAAAAAUCCCACUUCACUUGCAUACACUUUCGAGAUGUUUUCAACAGUGACACGCAAUAUGGCGAAAUAUGGUAAUAUUCAGUUCUUGGGCAGGAAGGAUUCUAGAGUAGAGACAUCAACCUAUAAGUAGCUACUGUCGUGCAUCCCACUCCUCUCUUUUUAGGGCCAUCAUAUUACUGGUUUCGUUCUAUCUUAUAUUGAAUUAAGCCUUACCUACAAGACCCAUAACAAACAUGUCUCGACACUUUGCGGCUCGGGUGAUUUAUCAGACGGUACGCGGAUAUCAAGGCCAAGCUCUACCCUACAAGACCAGCAUUGUAUAUGAUGGAGUAAGGGGUAUCCCUAAGAGAGUACCUAAACUGUCGGUAGAGCCUUCGCAAGAUUUGCUCCGUUCUCUACUUCAAGGCUAUACCCCUACCUUCCGGCGUCAUCCUCUGGGGAUGGAAGCAGACGCUGUCAUAAAAUUGACCCCGCGGCAGCAGAUGUGUUACUAUGAUGGAAAAAUGUUUGGCGGAUACCUCGCCUUGCUCUUAGACCGUAUCCUUGCAGACUGCUGCCGGCCUGCGGUCACAGCAUACCUCAACACGUCUUUUGCGCAGUCUGUUCCACCGGAUGUUCCGAUUCGCCUGCGUGCAUGGCCAGAGAGAGUCGAAGGACGUAAAGUCUACCUCACGGCGUCCAUCCAGAUCCCUGGAAAAGUGGAGGGUGAAUUCAUUGACGCUGUUCGGGCGAAUGCAUUGUUUGUGCGACCCCGAAGUUGAAUGCAAGCAACCUGGGGUUUUAAGAAUCGUUGCUACGAGUUGGCGUGUACUUGAAAGACCGAUUUUCCAUUAAUGCCGCGAUGGAUUCUUUUACUUGGACUUAUCGAGUUUACUCCUGUUAUACCAACACGAAUCGUUAUCAUCCUGAGAGAAUUAAAUCACGUCCCCAAUAUGUUAUCCACUGCAAUUGGUCUACUUAUUACUUUAACUUGACUCCUUAACAAGGAACAGGGUCCGCCCCGCCUUUGAGUAGGGCAGAGAUAGUUAAGAAACGUUUUGGAUAUUUUAUUGAAAUCUUUUCUCUAGUAGCCAUCAUGAUACGCUGAGCGAUGUCUUCGAGCCUUUUGAAGUGACGAG
This is a messenger RNA of Aspergillus pseudonomiae, 1608 nucleotides long. RefSeq names its product PaaI family thioesterase. Bases 724 to 1251 code for a protein of 175 amino acids. Lineage: Eukaryota; Fungi; Ascomycota; Eurotiomycetes; Eurotiales; Aspergillaceae. The record is from RefSeq and is a predicted model, not a curated record. The transcript has 2 exons.